Gossypium raimondii (Peruvian cotton) is the source of this 3348-nucleotide messenger RNA. RefSeq lists its product as uncharacterized. Lineage: Eukaryota; Viridiplantae; Streptophyta; Magnoliopsida; Malvales; Malvaceae. The coding region runs from base 1 to 3348 and encodes 1115 amino acids. The transcript has 6 exons. The record is from RefSeq and is a predicted model, not a curated record. Gene Ontology annotation, molecular function: RNA-DNA hybrid ribonuclease activity; nucleic acid binding. Gene Ontology annotation, biological process: DNA integration.
AUGGAUAUCAAGCCUUCGUAUAAUUACUUACUGGGGAGACCAUGGAUUCAUUCAGCAGGGGCGGUGCCUUCAUCAUUGCACCAGAAGUUGAAAUUAGUGACAGAAGGCCGGUUAAUUACGAUUGACUCUGAGGAAGACAUCAUUGCAUCGGUAACCAGUGACGCACCAUAUUUGGGAGUAGAUGACGAUGCGGUCAAAUGUUCUUUUCGAUCCUUAGAGUUCGUAAAUGCAACUUUUGUCACUGAGGGAAAGAAAAUCCCAAUGCCCAGCAUAUCUAGAGCCACAAGGAUGGGACUACAAAUGACAGUUAGGAAAGGAGCUGUGCCUGGAAGAGGACUGGGAAGAUGCCUUCAAGGAAAGAUUGAGGCACCAGUGGUGAAAGACAAACAAGACCGUUUUGGUUUAGGAUUUAAACCAAAUGCCAAGCAGAGAAAGAAAGAGUUAGAGAAAAGACAAGACAGGAGGAAAGCGCGUUUGAACGGAAAAGAAGUUGAUUGGGAACCUAUGGCUUUCCCCCACAUAUCCAGGACAUUCAUAUCGGGAGGAACCAUGUAUUCUGGACUGAGGACUCCAAGAAAGAAGACCGCAGAGGAAAUGUCCCAAGAUAUCAAUGAUAUGAGUGACUCUACUAUGGACUUAGAAAAUCCUUUUGAACGAGAUAUGUGUUUAGAGGAAUCUCAAGAUUUUGAAGAUAACACGGAUUACAACCUACCUCCGGACUUGUUGAGGAUGGUAGAGCAGGAAGAGAAACAGGUUCUUCCUCACGAGGAGACGAUAGAGACAGUGAUCCUAGAGGAGGGAAAGAUGGUAAAGAUUGGCACGUGCAUAGCUGAUGAAGUGAAACGAGACCUCGUUAAAUUGCUUCGAGAGUUCAAAGAUGUCUUCGCAUGGUCAUACCAAGAUAUGCCGGGGUUAAGUACUGACAUCGUAGUUCACCGACUUCCUAUAAAGGAAGAUUACAGACCAGUUCAGCAAAAGCUCCGAAGGAUGAGGCCAGAUGUUGUGUUAAAAAUAAAAGAGGAGGGCAACGUGUCGGAGGCCAUGGUAACAUUGUUCCAUGAUAUGAUGCAUAAUGAGUUAGAGGUCUAUGUUGAUGACAUGAUUGCAAAAUCUAAAACAGAAGAGGAACAUGUGCAGGUCCUUAAGAAAUUAUUUAUGAGGUUGAGAAAAUUUCAGCUAAAGCUAAAUCCAGCAAAAUGCACAUUUGGGGUCAGAUCAGGAAAAUUGCUUGGGUUCGUGGUCAGUGAGAGAGGAAUUGAGAUUGAUCCUGACAAAGUAAGAGCAAUACAAGAAUUACCCCCGCCGCGUACUCAAAAGAAAGUUCGAGGUUUCUUAGGAAGGCUGAACUAUAUUGCUCGGUUCAUCUCACAGCUAACUGAGAAAUGCGACCCCAUAUUUCGCCUCCUCAAGAAACAUAAUCCUGUAUUUAAAAAUUCCAUGGGAUGCGUGCUUGGUCAACAUGAUGAAUCAGGACGAAAGGAAAGAGCAAUCUACUAUCUCAGUAAGAAGUUCACUGAAUGCGAAACAAGAUAUUCGCCAAUCGAGAAAUUAUGUUGUGCCCUAAUCUGGACCACUCGGAGACUGAGACAGUACAUGUUGUACCAUACGACCUGGUUAAUCUCUAAAUUGGACCCUUUGAAAUACUUAAUGGAGUCAACCGCUCUGAAUGGAAGAAUGACCCGAUGGCAAAUUCUUCUAUCUGAAUUUGACAUAGUCUAUGUAAACCAGAAGGCGGUCAAAGGGAGUGCAAUAGCGGAAUUCCUAGCAAGUAGGGCUCUGGAUGAUUAUGAGCCAUUGAACUUCGAUUUCCCAAAUGAAGAUUUGAUGUAUAUCGCAACUGUAGAGAAAGAUUUCCAAGAAGGUGGUCCUUGGAAGUUGAGUUUUGACGGAGCUUCAAAUGCUAUACGCAACGGAAUUGGGGCAGUACUCGUGUCUCCCAAUGGAGACUAUUAUCCUUUCACUAGCAAAUUAGACUUUGACUGCACAAAUAAUAUGGCUGAGUAUGAAGCUUGCAUUAUGGGCAUCCGGGCAGCCAUAGAGCGGAAAAUUAAGGUGCUAGAAGUAUACGGGGACUCUGCAUUAGUAAUUUAUCAGCUCAAAGGGGAAUGGGAAACAAGAGACCUGAAGUUGGUCCGCUAUCGAAAAUUGGUUAUGGAAUUGAUUGAGGAAUUUGAUAGUGUCACCUUUAGUUACCUCCCGCGAGAUGAAAACCAGAUGGCAGAUGCUUUGGCCACUUUAGCCUCCAUGUUUAAAGUGAACAAAUUAGAAGAUAUGAAGCCUAUCCAGAUCAGCAUCUACGAGGCUCCAGCUCAUUGUUGCAACAUUGACAGUGAAGAGGGAAAGGAUGAUCACCCUUGGUACCAUGACAUAUUGCAAUAUGUGAAGAGUCGUGAAUACCCUGACCAUGCGACAGAAAAUGAUAAGAAGACAUUAAAGAGAUUAGCCAUUGACUAUGUUCUAGAUGGGGAAAUUUUGUAUAAAAAGGGAAAAGAUCAAGUAUUGUUGAGGUGUGUGGAUGCUGUCGAGGCAAAAGAAAUUUUGGAAGAAGUGCAUGAAGGUAUCUGUGGAAUGCAUGCCAACGACUUCACGAUGGCCAGACAAAUUAUGAGAUUUGGGUACUAUUGGUCCACCAUGGAAGGGGAUUGCAUUAAUUAUGCCAAAAGGUGCCAUAAGUGUCAAAUCUACAGUAACAAAAUGCACGCACCACCUUCACCCCUUCAUGUUAUGGUUUCUCCAUGGCCUUUCUCCAUGUGGGGAAUGGACGCUGCUUCAUAUGCAAAUAUCACGAAGUCGGCAGUUAGCAAGUUUCUGAAAAAGGAGAUCAUAUGUCGAUACGGGAUGCCUGAAAGGAUCAUAUCCGAUAAUGCGAUGAACUUAAACAACAACUUAAUAGCGGAAGUUUGUAGUCAGUUCAAGAUCAGACACCACAAUUUGUCACCGUAUCGUCCAAAAAUAAAUGGUGCCGUGGAAGCAGCUAACAAAAACAUCAAGAAAAUUGUAGGAAAAAUGACUGAAACCUACAAAGACUGGCACGAGAAAUUACCUUUUGCUCUCCUGGCAUAUCGCACUUCUGUUAGAACCUCUACUGGGGCAACACCGUUUUCUUUAGUCUAUGGGAUGGAAGCAGUUUUACCCAUAGAAGUUGAAAUUCCUUCCCUCCGAGUAUUAGCUGAACUAAAGUUGGAUGAGGCUGAAUGGAUUCAAUCUCGAUAUGACCAGCUAAACUUGGUAGAAGAAAAGAGGUUAAAAGCUAUUCGUCAUGGAGGAGCUUUGAUCUUGAGCGAGAUGGAUGGUAAAAGCUUGCCAAAUCCUGUGAACUCGGAUUCAGUCAAGAAAUACUUCACCUGA